Messenger RNA from Rhizophagus irregularis DAOM 181602=DAOM 197198, 2444 nucleotides. RefSeq lists its product as uncharacterized. The record is from RefSeq and is a predicted model, not a curated record. Gene Ontology annotation, biological process: negative regulation of MAPK cascade; protein dephosphorylation. Gene Ontology annotation, cellular component: cytoplasm. Gene Ontology annotation, molecular function: MAP kinase tyrosine/serine/threonine phosphatase activity; MAP kinase tyrosine phosphatase activity; protein tyrosine/threonine phosphatase activity. NCBI's taxonomy places the organism in Eukaryota, Fungi, Glomeromycota, Glomeromycetes, Glomerales, Glomeraceae.
AACAAGUAUAUAUAUAUAUUUUUUUUUAUUUUUUUUCCAAUUAUGAAUUCAACUGCCUCAUUACCAACAAGUUUUACGCAACCAACCCUUGAGAAUGAAGGACCCCUUGAUACAGAAAAAGGCGUUUUUUUAGAAAGUACCCUUAAAAUGACGGGUUUUCGUAAAAAACGUUUUUCAAAAAUACCGGCUCCAGUUAUAAUUCCCCCUCGCUCCCCUAUUUUAAAUGUCCCUUCACCUAUUACUUCCGCUAAAAGUGAUUCAUUUUUAGAAUUACCAUCCCCAAAAACUCCUCAAAGUCCAACAAAAAAAUUUAUUCUUAAACCUAUAUCUGCAAUAUCUGCUGCUUUUCAAAGAACCAAUAUAAAAGGUCGUAAAUCCCCAACGGCUACUUCAUUUUUAAAAUUCCAAAAAACAAAUAAUAAUCUAAAAUCACCCAAAUCUACCUCUCCGAAAGCUGUUCCUCCACAAUCACCAAAGUCCCCUAAAUCCCCUAAAUUUUUACACCGAAAAGGAAGUAAUAGUUCGAUUCGUAAACAUUCCGAAAAUCCUACUGUCAGUCCGGUUACUUCUUCUAAUGUAACUCAAACAAACAAUUCUAAACCUGGUUUCUUUUUUGGAAAAUCUUUUUCGCUAUCUUCUAUUCAAUCUGCGGCACCCAAAUCUCCAUCAAAACUCGGAAAGUUUAAUCUUAAACCACAAAAAUCACCUACAUUUUGUAAAAAAGCAUUACCAAUUUUACCUUCUGAACUUGCUGAACGAUUAAGAGAAUCUUCAUCUCGUAGUGCAAAAGUUGAAGAUGCAUGUUUACAUAGGUUUUCUAAACCUAUUUUAAUAGAUGUUCGUAAUUUGGCGUUGUAUCAAGAUAAACAUAUUCGUGAAUCUUUUAAUGUCAAUUUGCCAACACUAUUAAUUAAAAGAUAUCGUCGUGGGAAUAUGAGCAACUUUUCUUUAGAUUCAUUUAUUACAACACCAGAAGGUCGUAAGAAAUAUUUAAGUAUAGUAAAUGAAGAUGGUGAUCAAUAUCAUCAUGAUGUUAUAAUUUUUGAUGAUUCAAUGGAUGAAACAGAUAAAGAUAGUUCAGGCUGGACUUUAUUGAGUGUCUUAGAAAGAAUUAUGUUAAGUUUUCAUUCUUCCCCGUCAUCUGAUAACGUUCAAGAAACCAACGAUGUACCUAGAGGAAGAGUAUAUUGGCUUAAAGGAGGAUUUGAGGCAUUUCGAUUAUGGGAUCAAGAAAAUGAGUUUAUUGCUACUGGAUUAGAAGUUGAUUCUCCUUCCGAUAAAGAUUCUCUUAAUGAUAUUUUAACGGAAUAUGAAGGUCAAGAACAACAACAGCAACAACAAGGUUCAGGUUUAGUUCGCAGAGAUUCUUUAUUUUCAGUAAAUACUGAACGAAAUUCUCUCAGACACAAAAGAAGCGGAAAACAACCUGAACCUAAACAAGAACAAAAUUCACAACCACCACCACUAGAAACAAAUGCUAGAACAAAACAUAUUGAAGUUUCACGAGGACGACGGCCUUCAAAUGGGCUACAAUAUCUAUUUCCACCAACUAAUGGAAAUGGCAAAAUUAGUGAAUUUUUGUCGCUUUAUCCAACUUCGUCACGUGGAUUACAUGAUACUAUAAUAUCAAAUUGUGAAAAUGUCCCCGUAUCUCCAAGCACUCCAACUUUUGUAGUACAUCCUGAGAUUGCAUUUGUAGUUUCUACCAUAAUACCCGAAUUUCUCUUUAUAGGCCCUGAAAUUACAACAGAGGAAGAGGUGGAGGCGUUAAAAAAUAAAGGUGUAAGAAGAAUUCUAAAUAUGGCUUUCGAAUGUGAGGAUUUUCUAGGGUUAAAGGAAAAAUUUGAUCGUUAUUUAAAGUUAAACGUUAAAGAUUCUGUUGAAGAAGACGUUGAAAAAUUUUUAAAUAUCGCUGUUGAUUUUAUAGAACGUGCACAAGAGGAUAAGGCGCCAGUAUAUGUUCAUUGUAAAGCGGGAAGAUCACGGUCAGUGACGGCAGUUUUAGCUUAUCUAAUCAAAUCACAUCAAUGGACAUUAAGGCAAGCUUACGAUUAUGUAACGGAACAUAGAAGUGGCAUAUGCCCUAAUAUUGGAUUUGUUACAGAGUUAAUGAGAAUAGAGGAAAGUGUAUUUGGUUUCAAAAGAAACAGUGGAGCCGUUACUGAGUUUGAUCUUAGAAAGAAAGGAGAAAUGUUUGAUAUGGAAUAUAUUGAGCCAUUAAGUGAAACGCCUAGAACUGCAUUUUUUUGAGAACAGUCAAAAUAGGGAUAUAACAUAAUUUAUACAUCGCAUUAAUAUGUUGAUCAUAUUGCUAAAAAAAGUACACUUUUUUUUGAAAUCAUAUAUCAUAUUUAUUUUUAUGAAACUAUUGAGGAUUGAGAUAGAUAAUACAGUAUUUAAGAAAUUGGGGGAAUUUUAUUAACAAAUUAUUAUUAUUAUUUAUG